Messenger RNA from Rhea pennata, 2186 nucleotides. RefSeq names its product T-cell activation Rho GTPase-activating protein-like. Gene Ontology annotation, molecular function: GTPase activator activity. Lineage: Eukaryota; Metazoa; Chordata; Aves; Rheiformes; Rheidae. The transcript has 11 exons. Gene Ontology annotation, biological process: regulation of Rho protein signal transduction; signal transduction. The record is from RefSeq and is a predicted model, not a curated record. The coding region runs from base 1 to 1809 and encodes 602 amino acids.
AUGGGACAGGCCAACUGCUGCGGCACCCGCGGCGCUGCCGGCCCCGCUGCCGACGCGCGGGCGCAGCCCGGGGCCCCCGGCCCCACGGCUCCCGGCGCCCGCCGCGGGCUCGGGGCCAGGGCAGCCGCCCGGCCCCCGCCGCCGCUCCCCGCCCUUGUCUCCAGCGGGAGCCCCCAGCUCCUGCUCGCCCUCUGCGCACAGGUGACGCGGCACGGGCGCAUGCGCCGCAGCCACCUCCUGCUUUUCCCCCAUGCGCUCGCCAUCGCCGCCUUCAAAUGCAGCUCCACUUUCUGGCUCAAGCACCGGGUCCGCCUCAGCGAGCUCUGGGUGCUGUGCAGCGAGGAGGUGGCCGCGGCCAGGCCUGACGAUGAGGAGGAGGUCUUUGGCCUCAGGUGUAGCCGCACGCUCGUCCUCGUCUGGCCGACCAACCUCUGCGUGGUUACUUUUGGGUCGCAGGAGGCAGAGCCCGGCAGCCCGGGGAGCCAGGCUCACCCGACUGCCCUCCCUGCGGCUCCUCGUCAAGGUCGUCGGCUUCUACGGACCCGUAAGCGUCCCCGCGCCGCCCUCUCGGCCCCGCAGCGCCUCGGCUUCCCCAACCCCGCCCCGGACGAGUUUCUCACGGCGCCUCUUUGCUCUCUCGCCCAGGAGGUGUCCCUGACGGCCGCCACCGUGGAGACGCUCCUUGCGGUAGAGGCGGACGCCAGGAAAUGUCCCCGCUUGGAGCCCUCCGACACGGGAGGGGGACUUGGCCGCUCGGCUGCAGAGGCAGCAGAGGCAGGCAGGCCGGAGAUAUCCUGGCCACUUGCUCGCCGAGGAACCUCUGCCAGCAGGGACAGCCCCGGGCAGCUCCGCUCUGGCGCCGGGGCGGCUCUCUUUGGGCAGCCUCUGGCAGCUAUCUGCGCGGACGAUGGUGGCCUGCCACAGCCCGUCCGGGAUCUCCUGGCUGUAUUGUACGGGAAAGGGCCCGCCACUGAGGGCGUCUUCAGGAAAAAGGCCAAUGAGAAGGCUGGCCAGGAGCUAAAGGAGGUCCUAAGCCAGGGCGAGAACGCCGAUCUGGACAGCAGACCCGUGCCCCUCGUGGCGGUGGUGCUGAAGGACUUCCUCCGCAGCAUCCCCUCCAAACUUCUCUCGGACCACCUCUACGACGACUGGAUGCUAGCGCUGGAGAAGCCAAGUCAGCAGGCCAAAAUUGACAGCCUGAAAGAGGUAGCUGGCAGCCUGCCCACAGCAAACCUCCUCUUGCUCCAGCGUUUAUUCGCUGUGCUCCACCACAUUAGUGAGAACGUGGAGACCAGUGGAAUGGAUGCAAGCAACCUCGCUGUCUGUGUGGGGCCCAGCAUGCUGAGCCCCGGGGCGGACAACGCGCUCUCGCUGGCAGCGCAGGAGAGGAGCGACAAGGUGACAGCCUUGGUAGAAUUCCUCAUAGACAACUGCCGAGCAAUAUUUGGAGAGGACAUCAGCUUGCCUUUCAGUCGCUCGGCCGAGGAAUCACCGGAGGACACAGGCAGCUCCACAGAACACGCAGGGGCUCCCGAGCACAGUGAUUCUGCCUGGGAGAGGCCAGAGCCGGGAGCUGUCGGCAGCCGCCCGGCCCUGGAGAUGGAGCAGCCCAGCGGGAGGAGCAGCAGUGCUAACAGGCCCUGUCCAAGCUGUGCCUCAGCCCCUCCCCUCAGCCCUUUUACAAGUGGCAUCAGCAGCGUGGACAGGAGGUUCUCGGAGCCGCGCCUGUCCUUCCACAGCCGCUGUGAAGGGAGGCCGAGGGAGCAGGAGCCGAGCAAACGUGCGGGCAACUUCCCCAUUCGGCAGUAACAGCUCAGCUUGGAGAAGGAGGCACUGGGAAAACACCGUUCAGCAUCGCCUUCGCAAUUAUCACGCGGCCCUCCACACACCAAACAUCCUCCCGCUGCUCCCGGAGAGCUCCUCCUCUGCUCGCAUGCCUCCGUCUUCACCAGCCACACACUACUUUCACCCUCUACUCCUCAAAAAAAAAAAAAAAAAAAACUUCUAAAAUUGUCACCAGGCUUUUUCCACCAAGUGCCCAGAGGACAGCAGGACAUCUAGCAGAGCAGCCUAAAAGCAUUGCCUGUCAUGGUCUUUGGCAAGCUGCAGGAAAAGGUGUGCAAACAGCCCCAGAGCUGGGGGCCUGGGAAAACGUGAGUGUUCAGAGAGACAGCCAAUUCUGAAGA